Molecule: messenger RNA, 2195 nt
Organism: Pogoniulus pusillus (Red-fronted tinkerbird)
Lineage: Eukaryota; Metazoa; Chordata; Aves; Piciformes; Lybiidae
Gene: EPS8L3
Product: EPS8 signaling adaptor L3
Exons: 18
Coding region: 1-1836 (611 amino acids)
Biological process (GO): Rho protein signal transduction; regulation of Rho protein signal transduction; positive regulation of ruffle assembly
Cellular component (GO): vesicle; ruffle membrane; plasma membrane
Molecular function (GO): actin binding
Source: RefSeq, a predicted model, not a curated record
AUGGGAGACUCCUUCUAUCGCUGGAGCAGUUCCCUGGCCCGGAGGGAAUCCGACAGCAGCUUCCUGCCGCAAGUCACCAACAGCUUCGCUCGCCCCAGCGGCAGAAGCAUCUACAACCAGCGCAGGGACUAUGGCCAGAGCCUGCUCAAGCCUCAGAGCGAGUUCCAGCACCACGUUGAGCACCUGCUGACGGUGCCCCUGGGGAGGGGCAUCCACAGCACCGAGGACUGCCUGGAGCGCCUGAAGCUGCUGGAGGCUCAGGGGCGGGUCUGGGGGCAGGACCUCGUCCUGCAAGUCAAGGACCAGGAGCUGGUGCUGAGUGAUGUGGAGAGCAAGGAGGAGCUGGACUCGUACCCGCUGGGCAGCAUCCAGGGCUGCGGAGCGGUGCAGGACUCCUGCAGCUACGACUCGGUGCUGGCCAUCAGCGUCCAGGAGCGGAAAUCCCCCGGGACCAGCGUCCUGCUCUUCCAGUGCGACCGUGUGGGGGCAGAGACGCUGAAGAGCAGCCUGGAGAAGCUGCUGAAGCAGUGGAAGGAGGAGCAGAGAGGGCACUACGGGCACAGGAGCAGCCUGGACAGGCCGCCGAGCCCUGCCCCCACCUACGCGGCCCCGGAGCGGUGGGGACAGGUCCCCCAAGAGUGGGAGCCCCCCAGGAGCCUCCAGGAGCCCCCCCAGCGUGGGCCACCCUCCUCAGUCUACAGUGAGCCCCCGGAGGGGCUGCUCCCCCGGAGCAGGGGGCGGGAGCGGGGCGGGGGGGAGCCGAGCUGGGUCCCUGCCCUGCCGCCAGGCUUGCCGGAUGCCCACCCGACGCCAGCGGCCGCCCCUCCGGGCAAGGCGAUGAGCGAAACAGACAGAGAUGUUGAGGUCCUCAACCACGUCCUGAGCGAUUUGGAGCUGUUCGUGUCCAGGCUGAGGAGAGCUGAGGGCUUGGCCAGCAGCACCAAGAAGAAGAAGAAGAAGAAGAAAGGUGUGCUGCCCCCCGCGGAUGACUACAGAGACUUCUUCCAGAAGGUGAAAUAUUCCUGCAACCUCCUGGCGAGGACCCGCCGCAGCGUGCAGCCCAACCCCCCCGAGCUGCUGCGCCUCAUCUUCGCUGUCCUCUCCUACGUCCUGGACCAUUGUCCCGACCCCAACCUGGCCCCCGCGGUGGAGUCUCCGCUGCUGCUGCCCGAGGCCGUGGAGCUGCUGGAGGAGACUCUGCAGCCGGAGGACUACGGCACCUGGAAGAGCCUGGGCCUGGCCUGGAGCAAGCCCAGGGCAGAGUACCCCAGGGGCGAGACGGUGCCCGGCUACGUCCCUGUCUUCUCCGACGGGUGGCUGCCCCCGCCGCUGGACGAGGUGCUGCUCGCCAGCCCGAGGGACGUUCCUGACCAGGCGCCCCCCUCGCCCCCUGGCCAGAGGCAGGUCCGAGCCCUCUACGACUUCCAGGGCAGGAACCCUCAGGAGCUGAGCAUCAGGAUGGGAGACAUCCUGCAGGUGCUGGACCAGCAGAGGAAGUGGUGGCUGGUGCAGGACAGCAGGGCACAGAGAGGCUACGUCCCCAGCAACGUCCUGGAGCCCCUGGAGCAGGAGCAGGGCCAUGGGGGGAGGCACAGCAUCGGCCAGGACAGCCCCCCCAGCCUGCUCCCCGACUCGCCCCCCGCGGAGGUGACAGCCUGGCUGCAGGACAAAGGCUUCUCGCGGAUCACGGUGAGGUGCCUGGGGGUGCUGAGCGGGCAGCAGCUGCUGCAGAUGCGGCCUGAGGAGCUCCGAGCUGUGUGCCCCGAGGAGUGGCGCAGAGUCCUCUUCAAGCUCUCCCCCAUCAAGACGUCGCUGGGGAUGGGCCCCAGGGACUGAGCCACCUCGGCCAUGAGGGAGCCACGGCCCCAGCCUGGACCUCCCAGCAUGGAGCACUCCAAAGCCUGCAGGGUGGGGAGGGCUCGGGGGGGGGGACACAGCCCCCAGACGCCUCACCCGACCUGGCCCCCCAGAAUGGAGACCAGGCCAGGGGACAUGUGUCCCCCCCUAAAGCCACCAGUGAUGGACAGCUGCUGGCACCCCCCACUGUGCCAAGAGCUUUUGGGGACCCCCCAUAAUGGGUGUGGACUCCUUCAUGGGGAAGUGGGGGCCAAGCAGCCCCCCAUCGGGGGGGCAGGCACUAUGAAAUGUGUUUGCACCCCAAAAAGUGAUCACUGUGGACAAUAAAGUGUGGCAGU